AUCGAUUCCAUAAUAAUAUCGAUGUUUUCCCAGAUCUUCUUCUUUCUUUCGUGAAACGGCAUUCGGAAGGUGUAGACAUGGCGUCAAAAGUUUCUCGUGACACGCUCCUUGAGGGCGUCAGCGGCCUGUUGGAGGCUUCGGCUAAGAAGAAGCGUGGCUUUUUGGAGACAGUGGAACUCCAAAUUGGCCUGAAGAACUACGAUCCCCAAAAGGACAAGCGUUUCUCUGGCACCGUCAAGUUGAAGCACAUUCCCCGCCCAAAGAUGAAGGUGUGCAUCCUUGGUGAUCAGCAGCAUUGCGAUGAAGCCAAGGCCAACAACGUCGAGUACAUGGAUGCUGAGGCUCUCAAGAAGCUGAACAAGAACAAGAAGUUGGUUAAGAAAUUGGCCAAAUCCUAUGAUGCUUUCUUGGCUUCCGAAUCGCUUAUCAAGCAGAUUCCCCGUCUCUUGGGUCCUGGUCUUAACAAGGCCGGCAAGUUCCCUGGUCUGCUGUCGCAUCAGGAAUCGAUGAUGGGCAAAAUUGAGGAGGUUAAAUCCACCAUCAAGUUCCAAAUGAAGAAGGUUCUGUGUCUGUCCGUGGCCGUCGGUCAUGUGGGCAUGAAACAAGAUGAACUUGCCCAGAAUGUCAACUUGUCGAUCAAUUUCUUGGUCUCGCUGUUGAAGAAGAACUGGCAGAACGUGCGUUCCCUGCACAUCAAAUCCUCCAUGGGACCACCCCAGCGUCUGUACUAAAAAAUCUAUAAAUGGAUAUGCCAUCAUGAUUGUGGGAAUUCGUAUUUUAUAUUCAUUUGAUGGAAAAAAAUAAACAAGUCUACAUUUUUCUAAUGUA
This is a messenger RNA of Drosophila willistoni, 828 nucleotides long. It is a transcript of the gene RpL10Ab, whose product is annotated as 60S ribosomal protein L10a-2. The transcript is spliced from 3 exons. Gene Ontology annotation, biological process: translation. The coding region runs from base 78 to 731 and encodes 217 amino acids. Gene Ontology annotation, cellular component: large ribosomal subunit. Gene Ontology annotation, molecular function: structural constituent of ribosome; RNA binding. The record is from RefSeq and is a predicted model, not a curated record. Lineage: Eukaryota; Metazoa; Arthropoda; Insecta; Diptera; Drosophilidae.